UCGCCGCCAUAUUGGAUGUGUGCAGGCUGCGCUGUAAAUGAAUACAAGUAAAUGUACUUACUUUCAUAAAGUAGUUCUACAAAUACAUUUUAGUUCAUCCCUCUCGUUUAUACACUCGUUUAUAAUGUUAAUUCAUCUAAUUUAUACAUACACACACGCACUAAUAUACCAUUAACUUAAUUUUCUUUGUAGAAAGGCGCUUUAUGAAAGAAAGUACUUGUAUUCGUUUACAGCGCAGCCUUGACACAUCCAAUAUGGCGGCGUCUACGUAUAUACUAUGGCUAUGGUAAAAGAGAUCAACUUUAUUGCCAAUAAAAACCGGACAAUAGAUGGGAUUCUAAAGGCUGGCUCUACCCACACUUAUGUUGUCGUUCGUUGACGACCGACACAGUUGACCAUGUUUGUUGUCUGAAAAAGUCUGUUGUUCGCACUUGUAUUAUUCACAGCUACAGAUGUGUCACAGUGUGUGUGCCUGAGACAAAGCGAAUGUUUGCGGACAUAUUGGCACUUUUUUUUUUAGCAGUGACCACCAUCAACAUGUUCAGAUAGGCUUUUCCGAGCAUUCAAACUGAAGCCACUUUUCAUUUCUGUUAUCGCUGCUGUGCAUUGAAGCCAGCCUGUGUGGAAAUGCUGAGGCAGUGGCGCUUCUACAGCUUCAGUGGCGCCCUGUGCCAAUAACAUCUUGCCGCAACCUUGAGUCGCACAGAACACGGUCGGGGGCAAACUUGAACUUGAAGGAUAUGCUCGGCUGAUGGGUCGUCCGCGAACGAUCAGGCGUAUAGAGCCGGUGUCGUGAAGUUGGUAUCCUCGAUAGAAAGUGUGUCCCGUUCCGCGGGAGCAUGCACAACUAGAUUGUCAAAGAUGUUAGGUAUCCUAACACGUGACAUUCCUACCGAAAUUAAAGCUUUUGAUUCUGUAGUUGCAUGUCGCCCAAAUUAGUAUCAUUCAUUGCACUGUAUGACAUGUCUUAUUAUCCUUCCUUGAAAGGAAAACUGCGCUAUUGUUGGACGUUUGCCCAUCAUUCACAAUCCUUAUGUGAGACAUGAUCACACGUCUGUGCGUUGUAAAGGUUUAAAAACAGCGAAAAGACUUAGCUAAGAAUGCACGUAAUGGGAAACACAUAAAUGGGAAACUCCAAAAAGCGCCAACAAUGCUCCAUUUACAUCGUAUAAUGUGACGUAUAUAUUAACCAAGCUACAGCGACAUUGUUAAUUAUUAUUAUUAUUAACAUUGUUACGCCGAUUGAACUACAUUACUGGCGUAUUGACACCUUGCCACACCACACCGGCUAGCUACUAGCUGGCUAGCGACUAGCUUCACCACACACUUACUCACAAUGCCUCAGGCCACUAGCGAAAGCCAGGAAGGAAGUUCUGGCAAUGCUUAAAUGGACCAAAAUACAGCAAAAUAAUGUUAUCUGCUUACUCCAGGAGGAGACCCAUCUCAUUGUGGCUUUCCUCCUUCCUCCGUGAGACAGCCUUUCAUCCACACGGAAACGGUGACUGGGUGCCCUGAAACGGUAUUUUUUUGAAAAUUUGAAAACGCCGGCUUGUUGUUUCCGAAGAGAUGAGGUAUGAUGACGCCAGCGACAUCUCGCCAUCACGUGACCAGAACCUUCGUCACGUUGCAGGAAAUGCCGUCGUUGCCUUGGACAAACUUUGGGAAGUUGAUGUAAGCAGAACCUGCACAUGGUGAUGGCAAAGUGAUACAGACAGACAAGAGGAAGCUUAUUUGUUGUGUGCGUGUGUUUGUGUGUGCAGGUGCGUGCGUGUGUGCAUAUGUGUGUGUGUGUGUGUGUGUGUGUGUGUGAGGGAGGGAGAGAGGGAAAGAGAGAGCGGUCUGAUAAAGCUCUCCAAGUUUGACAGCUUCUGCAGGCUAAAAAGGAGACCUCCGACACGCUGUGAUGGAUUCACGGACCACCAGUGGAUCACUUGUAACAGGAUUUUACCUUUGGGCGACUUUGUGCUGUCAAGGCUGGCGUGUUUUAUAUAUUUACACGUUAUGCAGACAGUGCAGGUCAGUGUGUUUGUGCAAGUCUUUCUCUUUAUGACACCAACCACAUCUGGAUGAGAGAAAGGAGGGCACACCAGCAAUGAAGCACGAAGCCCAAAGGGACGUUCAUCUCCUCCAAGACUAAUCUGCAGUCGUAAUGAAAUGCGUGAUUCGCGGUGCAGAAAGCCCAUCAAGGAAGUUCAAUCUCUUUAACAUCUCUGGCGCACGUGUGAUUUCAUGAUUGCAGUGUGCUAUGCUUGAAGUGUAAGAUAGUUUAGUUGAUAGUGGACCUGUUCUGCUUUCCAAUCCGGUCGAUGGUGGAAGUGUUUGGUUGGUGCGACAACAGGUUUCGUAAAUUGUUGUGUGUCUUUAAUUUACAGGUUAGACCCCAAUGUCCUCAUAUAACAAAUCACUUUAUAUUCCUAUCAGCACAUGCUGCCAAACGCUUUGUUUCGCCUGCGAGGGGUUUGUGUGGGGGGUUUUACCCCCCAGGUACUCUGGUUUUCCCCCACAUGCCCAAAACAUGCAUGUCAGGUUAACUGGAGACUCGAAAUUGUCAAUAGGUGUGAAUGUACGUGUGAAUGCUAAUGAGUCCCUGCUUAUUCCCGAUUCAACAUUAGCAUCUGCGCAAAUGUACACCUUUUUUGUGUCAAAAACAUUUUCAAUUUUUUUUUAUUUUCUAAAAAUCACAAUCUAAACAAUGUAGUUUUAAUUUUUUAUACAUUUUAUUUACUUGUUUUAAUAUGAAUGCCCGUGUCCACCACUGAAAGAAAAAACUAUCCCGGUGAUGUCAUAAUUAUGAAAUUAAAAAGUCAUAAUUAUGAGAAAAAUAGUCCACAUUUUGAGAUAAAAAAUAAUUCUGAGAAAGGUCUGAUGAAAAGUCAAAAUUAUGAGAUAAAAAGUAAUUAUGGGAAAAAAGUCGACAUGAGAUAAAAAGUUGUAAUUGUGAGGAAAAAAUUUCAUAAUUAUGAAAAAAAGUCAAAAUUAUGAGAUAAAAGGUCGAAAUUAUGAGUUAAGAAAGUCAUAAUUAUGAGAAAAAAGUUGAAAUUAUGUGAUAAAAAGUCAAAAUUAUGAGGUAAAAGGUCGAAUUUAUGAGAUAAAAACGUAAUAAUUAUGAGAAAGAAGUUGAAAUUAUGUGAUAAAAACUUGAAAUUAUGAGAUAAAAGGUCGAAAUUAUGAGUUAAGAAAGUCAUAAUUAUGAGGAAAAAAGUUGAAAUUAUGUGAUAAAAAGUCAAAAUUGUGAGAUAAAAGGUUGAAAUUAUGAGAUAAAUACCUAUGAGAUAAAAGGUCGAAAUUAUGAGACAAAAACUUAAUAAUUAUGAGAAAAAAAGCUGAAAUUAUGUGAUAAAAACUCAAAAUUAUGAGAUAAAAAAUUAUGAGAAAGGAAAUUCAUAAUUAUAAGAUAAAAAGUAAAAAUGAUUAGAUAAAAACUUCAUAAUUAAGAGAAAAAAGUCCAAAUUAUGAGAUAAAGCAUCCAUCCAUCCAUCCAUUUUCUAUACCGCUUCUUCCUUAUGAGAAAAAAGUCAAAAUUAUGAGAUAAAGCAUCAUAAUUAUAAGACAAAAGUCAAAAUUAUGAGAUAAAAAUCGAAAUUAUGUGAUACAACGUCAUAAUUAUGAGAAAAAAAAGUCAAAAUUUUGAGAUAAAAAAUAAUUAUGAGAAAGGAAAGUCAUAAUUAUGAGAUGAAAAGUCAAAAUUAUGAGAUAAAAUAUGGGAAAAAAGUCAACCUGAGAUUAAAGUUAUAAUUGUGAGAAAAACGUCAUAAUGAUGAGAAAAAAGGUCAAAAUUUUGAGAUAAAACUCGAAAUUAUGAGAGAAAACAUCAUAAUUAUGAGAAAAAAAGUCUAAAUUAUGAGAUACAAAUGGCUCAUGUGCCGAAUGCCAUGGUGGUGGUGAAGUUAGUUUCACAUUGGACCUUGGGUAUUGGGCUCUGUAGCUACAGCGGUAGUUCCCUCUCACUGUGCCCAGACUGCUGUGUCAUGGUGCGGGGAGCUCGCACGGAAAGUGCUGCUCUAACUGCUGGUUGUUUAUACUAGGAACCGUCACUAAAUUACUAUUGUAUUGAAGAUAGUUUGUUAAAAAAAAGUCAUAUAGCACCCUAAAAGUAUUUUGAAUGCCCAUUUUUUUCCAAUUUGAUCUUUUAUUGGAUGAACUUUGUUGGAUCUUUUCUUGGAUUGGGACCUGACUCACACAGGUUUGUUACAAAAGCCAAACAAUAUUGUUGGUCAUGCUGUGUAAUACAAAAGUACAUUCAGCAAUACUUUGGUUGCAUUAUUUUUAUCUUUGAAGAGCUAUUUUCAUAACCAUAUUCAGUUCCACAAAUUGAUGUUUGUAACGGAAGCUUAUUUAAAAAAAAAGGAUCGGACAAAAAAAAUGGGAUGGGAAGCCAGAAAAUGUGGAUCAGGACAUCCCUAGUUGAUAUUAAUAUUUUUUUAACCUAUAUGACAAAGCUGAGCUGACAUAUAUAUAACUUCUUAGCAUGUCUACAUGUGUUGUUUUACAAAAUUUCAAAGUGGCAAAGUUGCAUUCUUUCAAUUUUCUCAAUUUUUGCCAUCGCUGGAAAAAGUUUGGACACCCCUGCUUUAGGCAAUUAGGGGUUAAAAUUGACCUUCAAAAGAGACCGUAAAGACGUAACAGUUCAGUAUGCUGCAUGAUUUUGAUGAUAAUGUUUGACAUAUAAAUGUAUUUCUCUUCAUUAUUCCGAAUGCAAAUCGUGAAAGAAAAAUAUGUGUGUGAUUGGAAAUGCAGCGUGACACGUCAUGACAUUUAACGUGAUGACAUAACAGGGGAAAUACUGGAUAAUACAAUCGCAGGGCCAAUAUAGAUGAAGGAAAUGAAAGGAGCAUCCAUCAAGGAAAAAGUAAUUAUGUAUGUGCUGAAAUGCAGAUUCCCACGUGUAUGAAUCCAUACAAAUUGGUUCGCUGACAAAAUACUGAAACAAAAAUUGAUUGUAAAACUCUGAAUGUUUUUUUUUUCCUGACACAACCUUAAAAACAUCGUUUACUGCAGCAACCUGCGUGUCACCGUAUGAGGUAGUAGGUCUUGAGAAAAAGCAAUGAAAAAACAGUUUUGAGAGCACAGAUAUAAAGCACGCACCCGCACAUUUGUGAUUUUUGCAGAUUUUUGCUCAGAAAACACAUCAUGACAGGAAAUGCCCCAAUUAUCCAGGCUAAAAAAAUAGUUAAUAUGGUCAGAUUUUGAGAAAAUGCCACAUUGGCACUGACAAAUACGUACAUAAGUAAGCGGCCUACAUACCUUUUAUCCCGGUUCCCCUCAAGCGCAGCGCCGGGAUUGGAACAUACCAGUAGAAUGCGCCUUGAGUUAAGUUAACUUAAGUUUUCCGGAGUUGUUGAUACCAGAAGAAAUACCGAUGUAGAUUGUUCUGCAUCCAGACUGGCUAAGGCUCUUCAUGGAGGACAAGUAGGAGGAGUAAAAUACGACGACAGGAGCAAAAUGAUUUAACAAGGAUACAAAAACGCCACAGACUAGCGGCGCCAGGACGAAGAAGCACGGUCGAGGGAGUGAAAUACGCGUGAGUCACUUGGUAAUUUCUUGUGUCCAAACUUGUAGGUUGAUCAUUCAAAUUCAAACAAAAUCAAAAUCCAAAAGAACUUUGAGAGUGUUUAAACAAGAGAGUAAUGUGAGAAAAGGUUAAUGCCUGUCUGAGAAAAGUGUAUCAAGUGUAUGAUGAGGGUUUUACAGCCUUAAAAAAUAUACAAUAAUUGUAAAAAAAAUAUAUAUAUAGUUGGCUACUUCACGUUGGCUAUUUCACUUAUUGCGGGAACCUAUCCCCGCGAUAAACCAGGGAACAUUGUAAUAAGAAUACUUGCGAAAUAAAUUGUUUGAUAAUUAUUUAUAUAAAAUAUAAAAACCUAUAACACCUAUCGCACAAAAGCUAAAAUGUCAGUCCUCGAAUAGCAUAUAUUAUAUUUAUUGUACAAAAUGUAUCAAAGUAGCCCCCCGUCCUUUCAUUUUUAUGUGUGCAACCCUUGCUGGAAAGUGUUUGGACACCCCAGAUCUAGGUAUAUAUAUAUUUUUUUAUGUGAACAAAUCAUUUUGAAUAUAAUUGCUAUUUAUUGCCAUCAGACUUCACAUGGCUGCAGUGACAUGGGUGUUUAUCGCUGCAAUGUUCACGUCCGUGGUUUCUUCUGUGAACUCUUAUUGUCCUCCGCUAUGUCAAGUCUUGGGACGCUGCCUCUUGGGGACAAGUCCGUGUCCCUUCCAAGUGUAAGGUCAGUGUUGCUGCAAGGAACAAGCUGUUAGGAUGCUGGCAGUGUAAAGCAACAGUAUGGUGCAGAAAAACAAACCCACUUUAGGACGUUGCCAGUUGACCCAAUGGUCAAGUAAGAGGAGAAGAAUUAGAAGUAUUCAUGAAGUGUUGGUACCAUUUUGCAAUGUUGUUUUAGAAGAUAGUACACAAAUACUUACUGCUUUGAUUUAUUUUUCUGUACAUGUGCAUUCGUAUGACCACAAAUGAAACACUGACGUAUUCCAAUUGUGGUGUAGAAUGAAACCUUGGUUAGCGUCAUUAAUCCGUUCCAGGAGGUCCCACUCAAACUGAAACGGAAGCUAACCGAAACAGGUUUUCCUCAUAAGAAAUUAUGUAAAUCCAAUUCUUCUGUUCCAGAAAGCCAAAAAAUUUGUAACACAUAACAUGUUUUUAUAGUUUUACAAUUAUAGCUUUACAUGUGGCAAACAAUUCAAAAUGCAUGUAAAUGAUGAAUGAACGUGUUAAUGAACAUUUAAGGUUAUUAAAACGUGAUUGUUGACAAAGACCUUUGUGUUUUGCAGUGUUCUAGUUAACUUCAGUGGCUGUUCUGUUCGCUAAGGACAGGGGACUAAGUGAUGCGUACCAAAAGCUCGGUAUCGUAGUGGCACCAGUAUCAACCAAAAAACUAAGUGCCUCGUUUCAGUGUUAUUAGUGGCAAAAAAUGUAGUAACUGUCGUGAUAGUGUUACGCUUGACGAUAUUUACUCAGACAACGAUGAGAAUCUAGGUCAAAUGUUCAGGAUGCUGGAAAGUUUGCUUGUACUUCACCUCAAAAGAUGCCGACUCAGCCACCUGCAACAAGUACCUCAAGGCUGCCAUGGUGGCGUAUACCAGAGGAAGUUGUACCAGGACCUAAUGGUCAACUACACUCGUCUGGAGAGACCGGUCCAAAACGACUCAGCGCCCAUCCUGGUUGAACUCGGUUUCACGUUGCUGCAGAUCAUCGAUGUGGACGAGAAGAACCAAGUUUUGAUCACUAAUGCCUGGCUGCAGCUGCACUGGACGGAUAUCUACCUGACAUGGGACCAAGAGAACUACCCUGGUGUUCAGAACCUGCGAUUCCCUUCCAAUUUGAUAUGGGUGCCAGAUAUUCUCCUCUACAACAGUGCUGAUGAGAGGUUUGACGCAACGUUCCAUACAAAUGUGCUGGUCAACGCCACAGGAGCCUGCCAGUAUAUCCCGCCAGGCAUCCUGAAGAGCACGUGCUACAUCGACGUGCGGUGGUUCCCAUUCGACGUGCAAAAGUGUGACCUCAAGUUUGGCUCCUGGACGCACAACGGCUGGCUUCUGGACCUCCAGAUGAUGGAUGUGGACAUCUCCACCUACAUACCUAAUGGCGAGUGGGACCUUGUUGGUGUGCCGGCCAAACGCAAUGAGCUGUACUACGACUGUUGCAAAGAGCCGUACCCUGAUGUGACGUUCACUGUCACCAUGCGCCGUAGGACACUUUACUAUGGUCUCAACUUGCUUAUCCCCUGCGUGCUCAUCUCCGGCCUGGCCCUGCUGGUCUUCCUGCUCCCUGCAGACUCUGGGGAGAAGAUCUCACUUGGCAUCACCGUGCUGCUGUCUCUGACGGUGUUCAUGCUGCUGGUAGCGGAGAUCAUGCCUGCGACAUCAGACUCUGUUCCUCUGAUUGCGCAGUACUUUGCCAGCACAAUGAUGAUUGUGGGCUUAUCUGUGGUCGUGACAGUUCUGGUUCUACAGUUCCACCACCACGACCCCCAUGGAGGAAAGAUGCCCAAAUGGGUCCGAGUCAUCCUCCUCAACUGGUGUGCUUGGUUUCUGCGCAUGAAAAAGCCUGGAGAGGAAGUAAAAACAAGAAGCCAGCCCAGGAGUUGCUCAACGUACAAGUACCCCCACGCCUCUCCUCACCACACCAGCACCAACAGCGUCCAGAUGAGCAGCAUACCAGGCCAGGCAUCGCAGUCAACCAUCAAUGGGAAUAUGAACCUCUACGUGGGAUAUCAUUCCACGGGAACAGACAACGCUUCUUUCCCGCCCAGUGCUGAUUCGGGUGUGCUGAUGUGUAGCAGCGGUGGUGGAGGAGGUGGCGACAGACCCGCUGGCUUGUCGCCGGGUGACGUCCACUCGGCUCAAACAAGGACUAUAUUUCUGGAGCAACUACCGGAAAUUUCCCAGAUCUUGGAGGAAGUGCAGUACAUCGCCAGGCGCUUCCGAGAGCAGGAUGAGGGAGAGGCCAUCUGUAGCGAGUGGAAGUUUGCAGCGGCGGUGGUGGAUCGUUUGUGCCUGGUGGCCUUUUCGCUCUUCUCCAUCAUCUGCACGUUCACCAUCCUCAUGUCUGCUCCCAACUUCAUCGAGGCCGUGUCCAAGGACUUCACAUGAAGCGGAGCACCUCAUGUUAAACACACCACACACAACCCAAGCCCGAAAACGGGGGCGAGCGAACUGCGACCCGCGGGCCACAUCAGAUCCGCCAAACGUCUUAAUCCGGGCAUUUCCAAAUGACUUUUCUUUUUUUAAACCUUUAACAUCAGAACUGCAGCUGGCAACAUGACUUGCAGUGCUACUGUGGCACGCUCGGGUCGCACAGGAAAUGACGCAAUCUGUAGCAUACAAAAAACGAUCCAAACAACAGAACACGUCAACACACAUGUGACGCACUUACUGCACCAUGUGGGCAAACAACUAAUGUCUACGCACAGCACCCAUGCCAAAAUUACACCCGUAUAUUCCCGCCGCAAGGCAUGCUGGGUAGCUUGUGGACCUCUCUCAACGUGUCGCCAUGUUUGUUGCAUUUUUGCUUAAUUGCAAAACAUGUUGAGGAGUUUGCCAGGUAAGUAAACGUUCAUUCGCCACAGGACUACCCAGCAUGCCCUGCGGGCACUUGUACUGUAAAUAACAGCUUAAGUUACAAGUUUAGUUGUUUGUCACCCACGUAGUGGCAGUCGUUGAUGUGAUACGUUAACUUGCUGUGGAUGUGUUAUUCCGUUGCACCGUGAGUAUGUCGUUCUGUUUGAUGACCCCCCCAUGUAUAGUCGGCCCCUCGGCCAAAUUGUUUAAGCCAAUGUGGCCCGCGAGUCCAAACGUUUGCCCACCCCUGCCCUACAAGAUCCUGCAUUCUACAGUUGCUGCUUCCAUACGUCAGACACCUUCUAUUUCUCAUUCUUUCGUCUGGCAGGGAUGCGAUCAAAUGUUUCAUGAUUCAGCAAAAAUCAGCUGGUAUCAGUAUAACACUCAUCUAUCCGUGGCUGCCACAAGCGCACCUGUUGGCCCGGGCUCAUGAGCGCAUUCUAAUGGGACAGUGAAUGUAACUAGUCGUUCCAACUCCAUACAGUAGGUGGCAUCGUAACUCUGCUUCUUAAAAGGAAAAAUGCACUUUUUAAAAAAAUCAUCCACAAUCCUUGUGUGAGACAUGAACACACUCGUCUGUGCGUUCUGAAGAUAUAAAAACAGAUCAACGAGACAGCUCAUUAAUGCACGUAAUGGGACACACCUCCCAACAGGCCCCUUCAUGAUAGCAUGUAAUACUGAACUUUUUAGCUGUUUUUAUAUCUUUACAAAGAGAAAGGAUUGUGGAUGAUGGGCAGUUUUCCUUUAAUGCACCUCAUGCGCACCUGGUCUGCCAGAGAAUAAGAAGACGUUGCAGGAGGGAUCAGUUUUGCGUUUACCGAGUAUUCAGGGCCCUCUAGAUUUAUUUAUUUUUUUUAAAAAGCGACUAGCGACAAAUCCAGCGUCUUCUUCUGGUCAUAUUGGACACACACUUUUGGAGAUUCUAGCGUGAAAGCAUGCAUCGCUCUUCUCAGCGAGCAGCGGGUCCUGCCAUACCAACUGAUACCCCGUUCCUUUCAUUCCUGCACAGGUCAAAAGGUGGCUCUGUACAUUGGGUGCACAAGUUGAGUGUGUCAGUCACGUUCAUUUAAAUGUUUAUCUUCCGUCCAGUGUGCAAGCUUCACACUGUCAUUGGCUGAAAGACAAUAUUUGCUCCUCUGAGGGAUUUCCAAAUCUACUCUGACCCAAUCUACUGUUGACCCAGUAGAGACGCUGAGUGCUUUUUCUAUUUCACACUGUAAUACCCAGUGAAAGACAAACACUUCACUGUAAUCACUGGGAAACAUCAUGCAGGGAGGAUUAGCGCCCUUAUAUAACACAUUUUACACUUCACUUCCAUGUCCCUUCCGAAUGUCAGCUGUACAGCUUUUCAAUGGCAGCGACUUAUUUACUGAUCUUUGAUCGAGUUGUUGGAACACCAAGAGAAACUGGAAGCACCAACGUCUGGCAUUGACACACUCAAGCGAAACUGUAAGAACUCCUGUCACCAGUGACUACCUUUAAACUGGAGUCAGAAAUAUCCUGCAAGUGGUUGGCGGCCAGUCCAGGGUGAUCCCCGCCUCUCGCCCAGAGUCAGCUGGGAUAGGCUCCAGCAUACCUCAGCGACCCUAGUGAGGACAAGCGGCAUAGAAAAUGAAUGAAAGUCAGAAAUAUUGUGAUAUUACCAGAAGUUACUCCUUAUCUGGACAUCCUUCCAUCUACGGGAAUGGGGCUUUUGGGAGACCCUGGGCUUAUGUAAUGGAUGUAUUUUACACUUAAGGAAUUUAGCAACACAUGUUAGAAAAGAACACCAUCAGGUCAAGUUGACCUCCGCUUUAGUGCAAAGAAAGAGUCAAUCUACAAUGGGGGUCCCAAAACCCCCCAAAACAAACAAAAAUGCCCCUUGUUGAUAUAUUAGAUUUCCACCCUGGGAGCUUUUGAAGUGAUGAGCUUUGGCCUUGACUAUAUUUGUACAAAAUUAAAAAAAAAAUCUUUGACAUGAAUCGAUCAUCUUUUAGUUCAGCAACAACACGCACCGUACGAUUGGGUGGUUUCACAUCUUCCAGCUCACAGCUACACAACAAUACUGUUUUAUUUUAUUUAAAUGUUGAUGUGUUCAUUUAAACCUGCAGGCUCAGCAAUAAUGUGAGUUUCUUACAUCAAAGCCAAACAAAGGGACAGGUGUCAUGGAUUCUGCAUCUAAAUUACAGAAUAUGUGCGAUGGCGGGAAAAAGCUAAUACAAAGAAUCAAUGGCACUUUUGUUCUGUGCCUGUUGUCACAUGUAAAGCACCAUGCUACUGUGUGUGGAACAUGCAGAUUCCUAUUCAGGAAAUCCAGACCUCAAAGCUGGAAAGACUUCUGUUGGUGUGGACACUUGACUUGACGUCACAAGGUUGAAGAUGAAAAAAAAAGAUAAACAAAAAAAAAAACCCACUGGUGUUGUGCUUUGAUCAACAUAAGUGUUUACUUUGUGGUUUCACUGUGGUUUGUUCUACUUUGAAGGAUUGAAGUCAAGAAAAAUAAAGAACAUACGUUCAAACUUGCAUUUUAAUCAAUAUUCACCACUACAGCAUCCAUCCAUCUAUUUUAUUCCACUUAUCCGGGUCCGGGUCGCGGGGGUGUAACCCGCUUGGCU
Molecule: messenger RNA, 11663 nt
Organism: Dunckerocampus dactyliophorus (ringed pipefish)
Lineage: Eukaryota; Metazoa; Chordata; Actinopteri; Syngnathiformes; Syngnathidae
Product: neuronal acetylcholine receptor subunit alpha-7-like
Exons: 15
Coding region: 6991-8601 (536 amino acids)
Biological process (GO): signal transduction; regulation of membrane potential; chemical synaptic transmission
Cellular component (GO): synapse; neuron projection; postsynaptic membrane
Molecular function (GO): acetylcholine-gated monoatomic cation-selective channel activity; transmembrane signaling receptor activity
Source: RefSeq, a predicted model, not a curated record